Molecule: messenger RNA, 1844 nt
Organism: Psammomys obesus (fat sand rat)
Lineage: Eukaryota; Metazoa; Chordata; Mammalia; Rodentia; Muridae
Gene: Klhl38
Product: kelch like family member 38
Exons: 3
Coding region: 1-1746 (581 amino acids)
Molecular function (GO): protein binding
Source: RefSeq, a predicted model, not a curated record
AUGGAUGAGGAGUUCCCGGAUGGGGUUGUCUUCAAAGACCACAACUUCUCCUCUGACUUGUUGACACAGCUCAACGGCUUAAGGCAAAGCAAGAUCCUGACAGAUGUGAGCAUCUGCUCCGGGGCCUGGGAGGUCCCUUGCCACCGCAAUGUGCUGGCUUCCAGCAGCCCCUACUUCAAGGCCAUGUUCUGCAGCCACUUCCGGGAGAGCAGAGAGGCCAAAGUGCAGCUGAAAGGCAUCAGCUCCACGACCCUGGAGCAAGUCAUCACGUACGUGUACACAGGAGAGGUGCACAUCUCAGCGGCCAACGUCCUCCCGCUGAUGGAGGCAGCCGCCAUGCUGCAGUAUCCCAGGAUGUUUGAGGCCUGCUCCUCAUACCUGCAGAGCCAGCUGGCCCCCAGCAACUGCCUGGGCCUGGUCAGACUCGCGGAAAUCUUAAACUGUGAGAGCCUUAAGAAGAAAGCCAGGGAGGUGGCCCUGACUUACUUCCCUGAGGUAGCAGCAUCAGCUGACAUGAAGGAGCUCUGUGCCCUGGAGUUGAGAGACUACCUGGGAGAUGACAGGCUCUGCGGAGAGGAGGAGAAGGUGUUUGAGGCCCUCAUGGCUUGGGUCAAACACGACCUCAAGGCCCGGUGGAGGCACAUGCAGGAACUGCUGCAGCAGGUCCGCCUGCAGUACAUCCACCCCGCCUUCUUCUACCAUUUCAUCGCCAGCGACGCCCUCCUCCAGUCCUCACCCGCGUGCCAGGCCAUCCUGGAGAUGGCCAGGAAGCAGAUAUUCUCUUUGCACAGUCCCAGUGCCCAGGACUGCAAUUUCCUGUGGCACACGCCCCCCAGGAGCUCCUAUCAAGACUUCCUGCUCCUCCUGGGGGGACGGAAAGACAAUCAGCAGACCACCAGGGAUGUCUUGCUCUACAGUAUGCCGAGUGGCCAGUGGCAGAGCCUCGCCAAACUCCCCACGCGUUUGUACAAGGCCUCAGCCGUCACCUUGCACCGCAGUGUCUACGUGCUGGGGGGCAUGGCUGUCGGUGAGGGCAAGAGUCUCGUCAGCUGCAGCGUAUAUAUCUUCUCCCUGAAACUCAACCAGUGGAGGCUGGGGAAGCCCAUGCUGGCAGCCCGCUACUCGCACAGAAGCGCUGCCCACAAGAACUUCAUCUUCUCCAUUGGGGGCACUGGAGAAGGGCAGGAGCUGCUGGGCUCCGUGGAGAGGUACGACAGCAUCUGUGAGGUCUGGGAGAGCAUGGCUAGCAUGCCUGUAGCUGUGCUCCACCCUGCUGUGGCAGUGAAGGACCAAAGGCUCUAUCUUUUUGGGGGUGAGGACAUCAUGCAGAACCCCGUGCGCCUUAUCCAGGUUUACCACAUUUCCAGAAAUACGUGGUACAAAAUGGAGACGAGAAUGAUCAAGAAUGUGUGUGCCCCCGCAGUGGUGCUGGGGGAAAGGAUUGUCAUUGUGGGAGGUUACACAAGGAGGGUUCUCGCUUAUGAUCCUCAGUCCAACAAGUUUGUCAAAUGUGCGGACAUGAGAGACCGAAGGAUGCACCACGGGGCCACGGUGAUGGGCAACAAGCUGUAUGUCACAGGCGGACGGCGGCUGACCACGGACUGCAACAUCGAGGACUCGGCCUCCUUUGACUGCUACGACCCCGAGACGGACGCCUGGACGUCCCAGGGGGAGCUACCUCACAAACUCUUUGACCACGCCUGCCUGACUCUCCAGUGCAUACCCCACAGAGCCAGCCUCUCAUGAGAGCCAUAGGAAACCAUCUCAGUCAAAAUGCCGUGCGGUGUGAGAGACUGGAACCCGGCCCCAAAGUCCCGGAGCUCAGGGACUCUCUGCACAGGAGU